Messenger RNA from Clonostachys rhizophaga, 1023 nucleotides. The record is from the annotation of a GenBank genome assembly. Lineage: Eukaryota; Fungi; Ascomycota; Sordariomycetes; Hypocreales; Bionectriaceae.
AUGGCUCUCUCCCCCCUCCAGCGCAAAAUCACCCGCCACGCCCUCGCGGCAGUCGCCGUCCUCUGCCUCGUCUUCGCCUCGGCCUCCCUCCUCCUCACCCUCGAGGCCGGCACCCUCCAGCUCGACGGCGACUACCCAACCGGCCCCGCGCGCCUCAUCCUCUCCCGCCUCGCCCUCGUCCGCUUCAAGGGCAUCAUCGCCGGCGGCAACGGUGACGACGACCCCUCCGCCAGCUACCAGGUCACCCUCCUCUGGUUCCUCAACGCCUUCGGCUGGGAGUGGCCCUCGGCGUCGUGGGACCUCUCCUGCGGCAUCGUCCACAACAUCAACGGCCUCCUCCCCGGCGCCGCCCUCACCCUCCCCGAGGACCUGGGCCAGACAGCAGCGAGGAUGCAGCUGCCCCAGAGCGACUGGCAGUGCCUCAGCAACCGCGCAAAGGGCAACGGCAUCUGCCACAACCCCUUCCUCGCCGCCUGGGACGCCGAGAACCUGCCCCCCGUCUCAUUCUCCACCGCGCCCGCCCUCUGGCUCUUCUACUUCACGGGCGUCGUCCUCCUCGCCAUCCUCCUCCAGGAGAUCGGCAUCCGCUGGCUCCCCGCCAUGACCAGGUGCUACUGCCCCAGUUUCAUGAGCAGGAACGGCCUGUGCCCGUGCCUCAAGAGCUACGAGAAGUUGACCCCGGACGUCCGCACCCGUAUGCGCACGUGGUAUCUGGUCCUCUUGGCCAUCAGCUACACCGCAGCCUCGACUCUCCUGACGCUUAAAGGUCUAGCGCUUGUUCAGUUCCUCAAGGGGCUGGACUCCAAGAUCGGAGGGAUGGAUCCUCAGCUGGGGACGACGUAUGUCAAGCUGAGCGCCUUCACAUUAAUUGCCAUUCUACUGUCGGUGCUGUGCCUGAGAGUGAGGCAGUACUUGGAGCAGAACAAGUCGUGGAUGGAACAGCAGGGUGUUGAUGCCACUACUCUAACCGAGCCUGGGGCCAAACCAACUGAUGAAGAAGCAACGCAAGACUUGCUGAUUUAA